This is a messenger RNA of Arvicola amphibius (Eurasian water vole), 777 nucleotides long. Its product is annotated as cell surface glycoprotein CD200 receptor 2-like. The transcript has 5 exons. Bases 1 to 777 code for a protein of 258 amino acids. Gene Ontology annotation, biological process: regulation of neuroinflammatory response. Lineage: Eukaryota; Metazoa; Chordata; Mammalia; Rodentia; Cricetidae. The record is from RefSeq and is a predicted model, not a curated record. Gene Ontology annotation, molecular function: signaling receptor activity. Gene Ontology annotation, cellular component: external side of plasma membrane.
AUGGAGGCAUGCAAGCAGACAUGGCAGCUGAGUGCUCUAUAUUUGGGUCUGAAUAUGCAGGCAGCAAAAAGAGUUAGCACUACACUGUUUGCACAGAUGGGUGCAAAGGUUCUGCUGUGCUGCCCUGCUAUUUCAAUGACAGAAGCACUAUUAGUAACAUGGUUCAUAGCCCUCAGAGGCCAGUCUCCCUGCAGAAUAUCCUACAGAGUAGAAACAAAGGAGAUCAAGGAAACCAACUGUACAGACAAGAGAAUCACCUGGGCCUUCACACCUGACCAGAGUCCUGACCUUCUGAUCAAUGCAGUGGCCCUCGAUCAUGACGGGCUUUAUUCAUGUGAAAUAGUAACACCUAUGGGGAAUUUACAAAAAAGACAUGACCUCCACGUGCUAGUGCCUCCAGCAGUAACCCUGCUUCCGGGGGAAAACAGAACAGCAGUUUGUGAGGCAAUUGCAGGCAAGCCGGCUGCGCAGAUCUUUUGGACUCCAGAUGGGAAUCACGUCACUAAGAAGGAAUCACACAGCAAUGGCACCGUGACUGUCAGGAGCAUGUACCACUGGGAACAGAAUAAUGUGUCUGCUGUGUUCUGCUUUGUUUCCCAUCCGACUGGCAACCUGACUCUGUCCAUAGAACUGAAUCACGGUGUCACCAUCCCGCUGCAUUCUUUACUGAUCAUUCUCUAUGUGAAACUUUCCUUUCUGGGGAUUAUUCUGCUCAUCCUAGGAUUUGUUUUCUUCCAGAAAAGAAAUUAUUUCAGGUCAGAGAAGAAGAAGGAUUAG